Messenger RNA from Cavenderia fasciculata, 1371 nucleotides. RefSeq lists its product as uncharacterized. The coding region runs from base 1 to 1371 and encodes 456 amino acids. The record is from RefSeq and is a predicted model, not a curated record. NCBI's taxonomy places the organism in Eukaryota, Evosea, Eumycetozoa, Acytosteliales, Cavenderiaceae. The transcript is spliced from 2 exons.
AUGGACGAAUGGAUUCAGCUAUUCUGUAAAGCUACAUCAUCCAAAGUCAACACUGACAAAUGUGUGAUCAUGUCACCUGGCAGUCCAACCAAUUUACCGUACCCACUGAUGGACAAGGAAAGCAAAGAACGUUACCUCGGCUACUACUUUAACCAGUUUGGUUUGGUACCACACCUUCCAGAGCGUAUUGACAAGGUAAUCAACGAUUUGAUUAGAUGGAAACCUAAACACAACAACAACUAUAGAGGUAAAUUAGCUUUGCUCAAAACAUAUGGUCUGUCACAAUUAAAUUAUUUCACGUACCUUGAAUCACCUAGUCACGAGGCAAUCACCAGAUUGGAAAAGGUUAUUGAUUGGUUCAUGUUCAGCAACGACCGUCAGUACGACCCAACCAAGCCAACCAAAAGAACCAUGUCCAAGAAACGCUCCAUACGAUCGAUCGACCAAGGUGGUCUCAACCUCUGGGACCUCAACGCUAGAUUCCGUGCCCAAAAGGCAUGGAUGUUCGAAAGGUUCCUCCACGAGGUAAAGAACGACCGAGUUGCAAAGGUUUCCUUUGCCCAAUCAUGGAUGGACCAACUCAACCAAGACAAACCAAACGAUUUUGUCCGCCUCUGCCGCAGCGAGUGGGAAAAGCUUACCCAACCCUACGACGUCAGCAGAGAGGCUGUACCCAAGCCAGCAAUGGAACCAGACAAAAGAGGAAGAGUACCUCUCAAACAAGUGUACCUCCAAAGGCUGACCAUAGCCAACGAAAAGUGGAACGUGUACGACCCGACCCCAGGCCAAAAGAUCUUAGCAACCGAUGACAGAGUGUAUCCAAUGAAUGCACUAGCUGCUCUAUCUACCAUCGUACUACCAAAGGGUCGAGAUCUGGUUUGGAAAUACGUAACCAAAUGUCUCCCGCUCGUCAGGGGUGACCCAGUCGCCUCCACCUGUGUGACGUGUGGCAAAGAUGAAUCCUCCAAGCAUUUGUUCUUCCAAUGCAAGGAGACCACGCUGCCAGUGAAGAUACUGAAAGAGGUUACUGCUGCCAACAACAUUCCACCACCAGUCUGGGACAUCACCCUCCUCAACCUCAAACAAACUCCAAUGACUAUAAACUUGGUCGCUGCAACACUAGAACGAAUAUGGUUCCGACGUAAUGAUCUACGUCACCAAAGAGAUGAACCAUUCACUGAACAAUACCUGCGAGCUAGAUUGAUAAGUGAUAUGCGACAUAUUAUAAAAAGAGGUACAAGACUCUGCGUACUCUUCAUCUAUAAUCGUUCACCCUCAGCUUCAUUCCUCUCAUCCUCUUCACCACCGCCAUCCUCUUCUAUUCUCUCUACAACUAUCAAUAAUAAUAUUAAUAAUAUAAUAAUUCACUAA